Messenger RNA from Pseudovirgaria hyperparasitica, 2874 nucleotides. RefSeq lists its product as uncharacterized. Lineage: Eukaryota; Fungi; Ascomycota; Dothideomycetes; Acrospermales; Acrospermaceae. The coding region runs from base 1 to 2874 and encodes 957 amino acids. The record is from RefSeq and is a predicted model, not a curated record. The transcript is spliced from 5 exons.
AUGAGGAAGCUAUGGAAGAAGACAGGCAUCACAGCUCCAGUCUUCCUGAAUAUGGUCAAAUAUGCUCUUGGCCCAACCAUUGCAGUAGCCAUCUUUCAGGACAAUAGAGUCUCACUGCAUUAUGGCACUACUGGAUACAUCAUCGCUGUAGCAGUGAUUCUCUCCAAUGUUCUGGCACCGCGGGCAAGUUUCCUAGAGAGCAUGCUUGUGAAUGUUCUAUCUGUAUGUCUGACCGCAUCAUGUACGACUUUAGGCGUCUGGAGUGCUUUCAAGGCUCGGGAGCACACAACACCUCCUGGAGAGCCUCUGACUGGGUAUAACUCGUCAGCUUCUGCGGUCUGUGCAGUUUGGCUGUUCUUCCAAGUCUACAUCAUUAAUUCACUCAAAUCGGCUAGACCACAGUAUAAGUUUGCAGGAGUCAUGGCGACGAUAUUUGCAGUCGUCGGUAUGAUAUAUGGUGCCCGGUUUUCGUCUUUGGAUAACGGCACCAGCUCUGCCUUCGGUUUCGUGGAACGAUUUCUGGAAACGCUUUUGACUGGUAUGGCGAUCGGAACUGCGACAUCACUCUUGGUCAAUCCUACGAAUUGUCGUACGCCUGUAUUGAAUGGUUUGAGAGCUUAUUUUCAUGGUAUUGAAAAGGUUGUUACAGCACAAAGAGAAUACUUUCAAAGCCUCGAAGAGAAGAGUCCAUUUGUCGAUACCGUGGAGGCCGAGACGCUUCGUAAAGAGACGCGAGCUCUACGCACUAUCAAUACAAAGCUACAGGUAGAUAUCCGUUCCGGCACUUUGCGCAAGACGAUCGAAUAUGUCCACGACAGAUGUGACACCAACGAGGGGGAUGAUAACCUCCCGGCCCAUCCCGUAUGCGAUCUCCUUCUUCGCGGAUGGCAUAAUGCAAGCUCAGAUGCGGACCACAAUAUAUUUCCAGAUGCACCUCAUCUUGAUCGAGAAAGAGUUGAAGAGGAGUACCGCUUCAUUAUGCAGAGUAUACGGGACCCUGUACAGAAUAUCUCUUCUAUCAUGAUCGAGGCAGUACAACAUAUCCUCAUUCGUCUCGAAUUAAACAAGCAUCAUUUCAAUAGAAGGUCAAGGCUUGGUGAUGCAGAACGGGCAGAGGAUAACUCUUCGCCAGGUCAUGAUGGCUUCGCUGCCCAUUUCGAGGAGCGUGUCAGCCUGUUCCGUGCCACUCGUCGUCAAUGUCUUCAUCAGUUCUGCGAAAUGCACGAAAUUCCGAUACCAGCAGAUUCCUUCGAAACAGAAUGGGAAUGGCCUAUGCAUGACCUUGAUGCUGCUACUGUUCAUCGUCAACGCCAGCUUUUCGUGCUGUUACAUAUCGAACAUCUUUUCUGGUCAUCAAGCAACGCUUUUGUAGCACUUGUCCGGCAUUGUGACGGAAAGAGGCUGCAGAAACAUAUAAUAUACCCUAGUUGGAAGCGGGUACGAAAGUGGUUAUUCUCUGUUGGUAGAUUCGCCGAUCCUACCAACGACGACGAUGGCUUGGCCGAUGUGAGCGAUGUCUUGUAUGGCGAGGCUUUCAAUCCACGGAAAGAUCCAGAGCGUCUUCCGGCCAAAACAUCGUGGCAGCGGUUUGGAGCAUCGUUUCGACGAGUGCCAACACUGUUACGCAGCGAACACUCCGUUUUCGGCUUUCGAAUCGCAUGCGCUAUCAUGUCUAUAGGAAUUGCCGCUUUUCUUGAAGAAACACAGAACUUUUUCGUGCGACAGCGGCUGUUCUGGGCAGCAAUCAUAUGCACUGUCUCUAUGACGCGCACCGCCGGUCUCGCCACAUGGAUAUACUUUCUCAGAUUCUCCGGAACAUUACUGGCUGCGGUCGCGUCGUAUAUCGUAUAUUACAUCGUGGCAGGCGAAAGUGCUGGUACUCUCGUCUUCCUAUUCAUUGCUAUGCUUGGUUUUGGCUGGAUAGUCGUUGUCAAAUCGAAGUACUUACUUGUUGGUUUGAUCGCAGCGGUGACCACGGUCAUCUGUGUAGGUUACGAGCUGCAAGUAAUCGAGCUUGGUCUCGAGGUAGCUACGUCAAAUGGCCAGGAUUACCACCCCCUAUAUUUACUGGUUCCAAUCCGACUUGCCACAGUCUCUGCAGGAUUGUUGGUAGCAUACAUCUUCACCAUCUUUCCUUUCCCAGUGACGGAAAGAUCGGAGCUUCGCAAGGACGUUGGUACUACAUUGCUGUUUGCCGCUCACCACUACGCAAUCAUUCAGGAGACUAUCAACGCUCGCGCUCGCGGCGAUGACGGUGACAUGGGUUCCAAAGCCAGUCCAGGUCGAAGACUUCAAAAAGAACGUAUGCGCAUACUCGCGAAAAUUCUGGUCCUCAUCGAGCGCAUGCGCGGAGAGAGUGAAAUGACUCGGUGGCAACUUCCUAUAGACGGAUACUUUCCCAAAGAGACUUACGACAAGAUCAUCGCCACAAUUGAUCGUAUCGUUAUGUAUUCGGCAUUGAUGGGACACGCCUCAGGCUCAUUUUCACUCACUCAUCCGAACAGUGCUACGCAUACGAAGUGGUUCGAUAGCUUUAGACAUCUCCUCGCGGAUCCCCAUCUCCAGAUUCCUUCGCAUAGCGUGACAUCUACGUUGUAUCUGCUAUCGUCGAGUAUGAUAAACGCGCAACCUCUACCGCCUCACCCACCUUUACCAAAAGAGUACGAUCUCUUGAGACAUCUACAAGAGCUGGAUCCGCAUAUCAUGGCCGUAAGGCAUGUUGCUGAGCCGGGGUAUUCUGGGUUUGCAGUUAUGCAGAUCGCGAGUCGAAGUAUCAUUGCUGACCUACAUACUCUGACCAAUCUCGUGCGUGGACUGGUGGGGGAGCUUGAUUUCUCUUAUCGGUACAAAUCGAAAGGCAGCAAAGUUGCUUGA